Mycetomoellerius zeteki is the source of this 551-nucleotide messenger RNA. RefSeq names its product indole-3-acetaldehyde oxidase-like. Gene Ontology annotation, molecular function: iron ion binding; oxidoreductase activity; FAD binding. The annotation marks the transcript as partial. The record is from RefSeq and is a predicted model, not a curated record. The transcript has 2 exons. Lineage: Eukaryota; Metazoa; Arthropoda; Insecta; Hymenoptera; Formicidae.
ACUUACGUAAUAUUCAAAUUACCAAGGACUAUCUGGUCCUAGGAGGAAAUGUGACCAUUACCAUGGCGAUACAGACAUUUCAAAAAUAUUCAACCGAACCCAAUUUUAAAUAUCUAAGUCAAUUGGCCGAGCAUGUAGAAAAGAUCGCAAACGUACCCGUGCGAAAUAUUGGUAGCAUCGCCGGCAACUUAAUGAUUAAGCACGCGCAUAAUGAGUUCCAAUCUGAUAUGUUUUUGGUAUUAGAGACCAUCGGUGCUAAAAUACAUGUCCUAGAAUCACCAAGUAGAAAGCAAAGUAUGCACCUUAUCGAAUUUCUGAAGCUCGAUAUGCAUCAUAAAAUCAUCUACAGUGUUGUAUUACCACCGUUAUCCAACGAUUAUGAAUUUAGAUCCUACAAGAUCAUGCCUAGAGCCCAGAACGCUCAUGCUCACGUCAACGCCGGCUUUCUCUUCAAACUCGAUGGCGGUGGCAAAGUAUUGGAAGAACCUAACAUCAUCUAUGGUGGCAUCAAUAAACAGUUCUUGCACGCAACAAAGACACAGCAACAACUG